Penicillium salamii is the source of this 2586-nucleotide messenger RNA. The record is from the annotation of a GenBank genome assembly. NCBI's taxonomy places the organism in Eukaryota, Fungi, Ascomycota, Eurotiomycetes, Eurotiales, Aspergillaceae.
AUGGCGUCUAAUAUCCUCCAGCUCCCCUUUCGGCGCUCUCACACAGUUUCGCUGUCCGAUGCCAUCACGCAGUACAUCUCUUCCAAAUAUGACCAGCGCCCGGAUAUGUUCGCGGAGGAUCUGAUGAUCAUUGAUCGUCUACGAUCCGAGGCUGUCAACGUCCAAGAACCGCAUUUCAGCGGGGUCACGCGCUUGGUUACCUAUGCGGCUCAGUUGAAGUGGCUAGGUGGGAAGUUCCCGAUUGAUGUUGGUGUGGACUUUUCAUGGUAUCCUGCGUUUGGAUUCAACGCUUCGCGACCGAUAUCGCAAAACAACCUCCGGUUUGAACUAGCCAAUGUGAUCUUCAACCUCGCCGCUUUAUACUCCCAACUCGCGUAUGCGGCCAACCGGACGACCGCCGAUGGACUCAAACAGGCGUGCAACUACCUCUGCUCGGCUGCUGGAGUACUGAAUCACCUUCGAACUGAUAUCAUUCCGGACCUGCGCGCUUCGCCCCCGGAGGACAUGGACGAAAUGACUCUGCAGAGCCUGGAACUGCUGCUGCUUGGACAAGGCCAGGAGUGCUUCUGGCAGAAGGCUGUCAAAGACGGAUUGAAAGAUGUGUCCAUUGCAAAGCUGGCAGCCAAGGUCUCUGACUUCUAUGGGGAUGCAGGGGACUUGGCUGUUAAGUCGAAUGCGAUUAGCACGGAGUGGAUCCACCAUAUGACUGCAAAGCACCACCACUUCGCAGCCGCGGCUCAGUUCCGACAGUCGCUUGAUUGUUUGGAGAAGCGGAAGUACGGAGAGGAGGUUGCGCGACUGCGCGAUAGUCUAAUUUGCGUCAACGAGGGCUUGAAGGAGCAGCGAUGGAUCAAUCGCACCGUGCUUGGAGAUUUGAACGGCCUGAAGAGCCGUGUCGCAGAGGAUCUGAAGCGCGCCGAAAAGGACAACGAUGUCAUCUAUCUCAGCCCGGUGCCGCCCAAGUCCGAGCUCAAGACGAUCGAACGUGCAAGCAUGGUGCUUGCGAAAGCGCCUUCACAGGUCACUGAUGCUGUGUCGAUGCUCGGGGUUAAUGGUCCAUUGGGCCAGCCGCUCUUUUCAAAGUUGGUUCCGUACGCUGUUCACAUUGCUGCGAGCAUUUAUACCGAUCGUCGCGACCGGUUGGUCAACGAGACGCUUAUUGGAGAAUUGGAAUCCACGACCGACAAACUACGAGACUUGCUUUCAUCCCUUAACCUGCCAGGAUCACUCCAAGCACUUGAGAAGCCGCUGGGGCUCCCGCCAACUCUUGUCUCACAUGCCGAAGAGAUGCGACAGCAGGAUGGACUCAACCGCUUGCACCGGGCUAUUGAAGACACCGACAAAGUCAAAAACAAUGACAUGGCGGUCUACAACGAGGGUGUAGAGCUCCUCGCGGCUGAAAAGGCCGAGGACAUCGCCGCUCGCAACAAAUACGGCACUGAUCGCUGGAGCCGCCAGACCUCGGAAUCCGCCGCUCCUAAAAUCUACAGAACUCAGAAUGAGAUCAGUGGGUAUUUCACCUCUGCUCAGAGCAGUGAUGACCUCGUGCAGCGCAAGCUGCGGGACUCACGAUCGGUUUUCCUCGUCCUUACUGGCACCAACCGAGACUUGGAAUCUUACGUGCCCAGUAGCCGUCGGGCUGCCAUUCCAGUCGAGGUUGAGCGCGAGUCAAAUCGACUGCGUGGCUGUCUGAGCGAGGUCACUCGGAUGGAGAAUCGCCGACGCCGGCGUAUUCAGACAUUGAAGGAAAAGGCCCGUGGUGAUGAUAUCCACCCUGCGCUGCUGAGAGAAACUGCUCGAUUGGAACGAGAGUUCCCCAUGCAGCCUAUCCAAGCGAGUCAAUUCGAGGAUCUCUUCGAAGAGGAGCUCCACUUGUAUGAUACUGACCGUGAGAUGCUGGCCCAAGAACGGAGAGACCAGGACAAUCUCUCAGCUCAAGUGCGAGAAGCAAACCGCGCCUUUACUGGGGCACACAAGGGUGAUGCGUCCACGAAGGAACGCGAGACCGCUCUCCAGGAUCUCGAAAACGGGUAUUUGAAGUACAAGGAGAUUAUCUCGAAUAUCGACGUUGGACGGAAGUUUUACAAUGAUCUCGCGAAGAUCGUCGGUCGCUUCCGUGACGACUCCAAGGCAUUUGUUCACCAGCGUCGGAUGGAGGCCAGCCAGCUGGAAACAGACAUCUCCAACACCGCGGCCAUGGCCUCACUCCAUAUCACCCAACCGCAUCUUCGCCAACAGCCCCAACAACCAGCACGCCAACAUCACUCUCCCUCUCCCUACUCGUCUGCUCCCUCACAGCCACCCGCACAGCCACUCCCCCCUGUGGCCCGACCUGUUGAAACCGCGCCCCCAUUGACGGCACCACAGCCCGUACGUGCCCCCGUCGCUCCGCCGCCGGUCUCUAACGCCGCCAUGCCGGGCGGAAUGCCUGGAAUGUGGAGUCCCGAGAUGGGCAUCCGGUUCGGCUCUGCGGGCAUUCCUCCCGGUGCCACGCCCGCCGCACCAGCCCCUGCACCCGCCCCGGCUCCGAACCAUCGACCUCAGCAAACCACAUGGGAUCCUAGCCAGGGACUGCGGUUCUCCUGA